UGUUCAGAAUAACAACAUAAGGUGUUUAAUGUUACAUAUGAUUUUUCUAUUGUCAAAAAUAAUAGUUUAAUGUUGCAAGCAAAUAUCUUGUUACAUGGUUUAUAAAUGUCCAUUUCCUCCAAUGUUAUUACGAAGAAACCAUUGAUGAUAAGUUUGAACUAGUUUAAUGACAUGGCUCUUGAUAAUUUGUUUUUGUUCAUUGGCAUUUCACAUGGGUUUUGCUCAUGGAAAUUUAAGGUUAAAUAUAUAUCUUUCUUCAAUAUUAGAGCCUAGAAAACUCUAAACAAAAAAUAAAGGAACAAAGUUUCAGCAAUAAUGUUUUAUUAUCAUUUAUCAAGUCCCAGGUCAUGAUGUUUAACGAAGAUCCAUUCUGAUGUGAAAUGAUGCAUUCUCCCAGUCUCUAUACAUUUAUAUCUUAAAAUGUUAAACUUUUGGUGGACUAGCAGAUGAUCAUUACCAAAUUAGAAGUCAGAAAAUUCCAAUUCCUCAAGGUAAAAGUUCUUUAAAGAAAAGAAUUAAAAGAUCAUGUUCAAGGAAAAACCUUGGUUGCUCAUAUUAAGGGAACUUCGUAUUCAUACUUUCUUACUAUUGAUAACAGGUAGCAUCGUCUUAAGACAUCAGAUGCAUUGGCAGAUAGCAUCUUAUUUCCCAUUGCCUAGUGGUGUAUGGCUUGAUUAUAACUAUCUAUCAAUGCUUUUGCUGACAUCUUCAGCCAAAUCGUUUACUGAUUCUGCAGUGUUUUUGAAAGAAUAGUCUUCACACUAAAUGCUUGAAAAUGUGGCAAUAAUGGGGCUAUAUGGACAGUAGAAUAUGACAGGAAGCAAUUAUCUAUAUACAACUUUCAAACAGACUAAAAAUACUAAUCACCUUAAGUUUCAUUCCUGGAGUUUGUAGUCAUCUUCAUGACAGUUUUGGCUGACAUAAUCAACAGGGUCCAUCACUCAUAUCGUUCCAUAUUGAUGUUGUCUUCCAAGUCAAUGUUGGUGUCGACUCCUGAUUGGUGAACUUGUCAUUUGCAGGAGACACUUUAACUGAGUCAUACCAUUGCCCAAUUCAUACUUCUAUUCCAGUGUCUUAUCAAUCUUGACUAGUUAAUCAGGGUGGAGAUAGGCAAUGGUGGACUAGUACAGGCCACUGGAGUGGAUGUAGAAAUGAACUGGUCAGGUUCGCAACCCAUGCUAUUGGCGGGUGUUGUUGUUCUUCAGAACCAUUCACUGUCCAAUCAUUCUCCAAAGUCCAAACUGCUUUGAUUUCACUUUCUACCUCUGUUGUUGAGGAACUAGCUAGGGAAAUUACACCUAUCAGUGUUUAUACUCUUGCAUGACAUUUUUUUGAACAUUUGUCAUAGUUUAACGCCGGUGGCAACAUAACGCAACCCUCCUCCUUUAUUCGGAUUUGGGACCGGCCAUGACCGGUUUGUCAUGGGCGGAAUUUACUCUUGCAUGACAUCACCAAGGAAAAUUGCUUCAUAUUUUGAGCCUAAGCUAGAUUGCUUGGAAGCUGCAAGGACAUGUGUUGGAUAUCAAUUGAUGCAAGUGAAACAACACAGAUUUUCUUUUAUUUUCUCUCUCUUCAAACUAUUGUCAGGAUGUAGUUGAAAGCAAAGUUUGAAAUCUUUGUUCUGAUUUAGGGUUUUGGUUCUCAACCAGCACAAGAUUUGCUGGCUAUGCCGGUGCCCGUGCCAAUGCCAGUCCCUAUGGGUGUGUUGACUAUGACCCUAUGCAGAGAAGAGAACUAGGCACAAAGGAGGGAGGAUGUCUGGUAAUAGGUGAUGAAGAAGGAGAACUAAGCGAAGAAGGUGGAGUAGUCACGUACAACAUACCUCGUGGAAGCUGAGAUCAAAAGAUGCUCUUUUACGGUCCUUGCGGAAGACACUGGCUGCUCAUAGAAGAAGCUCGUGAAGGACAUGUGAUUCAAGAGCUUCUUGCAAGCAAUUAGCAAUUGGGAAAUGGUGGAUGAGUGGAUUCGGAGAUCUUGGAGUUUCUCACGAGGAAGAAUGAGUGAAAUUUUAGCUUUCUGAGUUUCUCGUGGUGAAGGAUGAGUGAUAAAGGUAGUAGUUUCACUCAUCCACUUGCAUAUCGGCAGUUUCAUAGUUUCUUGUGUGUUGAUUGAAGGUGGAAAGAAAAAUUACACCUGUGCUAACCGGCACGGAAUGAGAUAUAAAACCAUGCAUGUUACUACAUAUAAUUGUGUAUGUAACUAAGAACAAUGAGAUGUUGUUCCAAAGCAGUUACUACAAGUAGUUGAUUGUUGAUAAUAGACUUCAUAUAUUGAUGCUGUUCUAGCACGUAGCAACAGGCAAUUGAUUCCUGACAAAGAUUAGCGAAGUCUGCCUCUUUGUUAUUGCGCUUACCCAAGAUAGUUCAUUUGUGUUCUUUCAGAUAGGUUGUGAUAGCAGCAUAAAGUAGAGCUCCAUAGAGGUAAUAAGCAUGCCUAUUCAGCCAGUUUGGUCAUGUAAUGACAUCACAAUCAACUAGCCAAGCUUCCUACUCAUCAUGGUUGAUGGCGAGCCAUAAGGUUGGAUCCUAUUUAUUAGAUAUUGUUUCAAAAUGGAAAGGAAACUCGUAAGGGUAUGAUGGAGGUUGGAAGGCAACAUCUGGUAAGUCCACAUCGAUACCUGAUCACGUGUUAAGAAUGAACUUUUCAAGUAAAAGAAUAAAGUUGUGGUACCAAACUGACCCAUGCUAUCUAUUAUUCCUUUGGAAGGUUGAAUUGACUUUCCAUGUUAAUCAUUAUCCUCCUUGUUUAUAUAUUUCACCAUUUGAUUGUAUUUUCCCUCUCAUCAGGGCCGUCAUGAGCAUCUUGAGCAUGGUGGAGGCACAGCUACCUCCAGGGUUCAGGUUCCACCCAAGGGAUGACGAGCUCAUCUGCGAUUACCUUGCAUUAAAGCUCACUGGAAACAAUAUCAGGAGCUUCAAUGGCUGUCCUAUGAUGGUGGAUGUUGAUCUUAAUAUGUGUGAGCCAUGGGAUCUCCCUGCUAUUGCAUGUGUGGGGGGGAAGGAAUGGUACUUCUUCAAUCUCCGGGAUCGAAAGUAUGCGACAGGACAGAGAACAAACCGUGCAACCAUGUCAGGCUACUGGAAGGCCACCGGAAAGGAUAGGUCAGUGACACGGCAGAAUGUACAUGUUGGGAUGAGGAAGACUUUGGUGUUCUACCAAGGAAGAGCUCCCAAGGGAAAGAAGACAAAUUGGGUCAUGCAUGAAUACCGCAUGGAAGAUUCUGCUGUUGCUGCAACCCAAAAGAUAUUUUCCUUCCAGCAGGAUGAUUGGGUCCUUUGUAGAGUUUUCUACAAGAGCAGAGAGAUGCCCACCAAGCCCAGCAUGGAGACAAGCCAAUAUGAUUCAGGCCGCCGGACCCUCCCCCCUCUCGUCGAUAACUAUAUUAACAUUGACCAAACCCCACUAAACAUGGAAGGGUUUGGGCAGGUGCCCUGCUUCUCCAGUAUAAUUCCACAUCUGUCGUCGUCGGAAAGGGGCAUGCCACUAACAAGAUGCUUUCAUCAAAUGACUGGCCUGCCUAACUUGGGCUAUCGAUUGAACCAGCUCGACAGUGACAGAAAGCUCACGAAAUCAGUACUGAACUGCUUAGCCAAGAUGGAAGGCGACCCAAAGCAAGCACUGGUGCAAAAUUUAGUGGAAGGGUGCUUUGGCAGUUGCUCAACACAGCGUGGCCUCCCACCAGCUUGGAAUCCUUUUUUAUAAGGCUGCUGCAGAAUUAUAACAAAUAAAAGUAUUCCACAUGUCUAUGCCACAACUAUCCCCCAAAUGCUUGAUGAUUGGAUAAGUCUAAGAACAUUGCAGAACAUGAAGAUGAAGGCUACUGUUUGAUUAUGCAAGUUGUGUUAUUCAACUCAGUUUGCUUACUGAGUGGAAGUUAUGCAUUAGAUAUUAUUACUUUUAGCUUACUUUCUUUUAAGAAUAAAAGAAAACAUAAAAUGAGGUGACUUAUGUGUAGAAAGUGAUAUCAUUACAUCAUGGUGAACACAAAAUGAGCAGAUUCCUGUGUCUCUAGUAAUAAGCUAGUGAAGAACCAAAAGUAUAAUAGUCAUAUUUGGCAAAGGACAAAUGGAUUCCAUGAUUGAUCCACAAGUAUAAUAGUCAUAAUUGACA
Zingiber officinale is the source of this 4110-nucleotide messenger RNA. RefSeq names its product NAC domain-containing protein 21/22-like. Gene Ontology annotation, biological process: regulation of DNA-templated transcription. Bases 2635 to 3702 code for a protein of 355 amino acids. Lineage: Eukaryota; Viridiplantae; Streptophyta; Magnoliopsida; Zingiberales; Zingiberaceae. The transcript is spliced from 3 exons. The record is from RefSeq and is a predicted model, not a curated record. Gene Ontology annotation, molecular function: DNA binding.